GGGCGGUUGAAGAUGGCGGAUCUUCACCGGGACGAUCCCGAGCUGGAGCCGGAUCCAGGCUGUGUCCCGGGGCUGCAUCCUGAGGAUGUAAAGACUCAAAGCCAUUACAAUCAUGGCUACAGUGAAUCCCUGGCACGGAAAGGCCAUAUCGAUGACUACAGCACCUGGGACAUUGUCAAAGCCACACAAUAUGGCAUCUUUGACCGCUGUCGAGAACUUGUGGAAGCAGGUUACGAUGUACGGCAGCCUGACAAAGAAAAUGUUACACUGCUGCACUGGGCUGCAAUCAAUAACAGAAUUGAUCUGAGCAGAUACUACAUCUCCAAGGGUGCGAUUGUGGAUCAGCUUGGUGGCGACCUUAAUUCCACCCCUCUUCACUGGGCAACAAGGCAGGGUCACUUGUCCAUGGUUGUGCAUCUGAUGAAGUAUGGUGCGGAACCGUCACUGAUUGAUGGAGAAGGCUGUAGCUGUAUCCACCUUGCUGCUCAGUUUGGUCAUACCUCUAUUGUUGCAUACCUGAUUGCAAAGGGGCAGGAUGUAGAUAUGAUGGACCAGAAUGGAAUGACACCAUUGAUGUGGGCAGCUUAUAGAACACACAGUGUGGAUCCGACGAGACUGUUGCUCACAUUCAAUGUGUCAGUGAGUCUUGGAGACAAGUACCAUAAGAACACAGCAUUACACUGGGCAGUGCUGGCAGGAAACACCACCGUGAUCAGUCUGCUGCUCGAGGCUGGGGCGAAUGUAGAUGCUCAAAAUAUUAAGGGUGAAACACCAUUAGAUCUUGCUAAACAGAGGAAAAAUGUUUGGAUGAUUAACCAUUUACAAGAAGCAAGGCAAGCAAAAGGCUUUGACAGUCCUUCAUUCCUAAAAAGGCUGAAGGCAGACAAGGAAUUUCGUCAAAAGGUGAUGCUGGGGACUCCAUUUUUAGUGAUCUGGUUGAUGGGAUUCAUAGCUGACCUUGACAUUGAUUCCUGGCUAAUAAAGGGACUGAUGUAUGGUGGAGUCUGGGCAAUGGUACAGUUCCUGUCAAAAUCAUUCUUUGAUCACUCUAUGCACAGUGCACUGCCUCUUGGGAUUUAUCUGGCAACCAAAUUCUGGAUGUAUGCUACAUGGUUCUUUUGGCUGUGGUCUGAUCUCCCUGUUCUGUCAGUUCACCUCCCAUUUCUUGUCAAUAGUGUAGGACUUUUCUACAAUUUUGGAAAGUCGUGGAAGUCAGACCCAGGAGUCAUUAAAGCUACAGAAGAGCAGAAGAAGAAGACAAUCGUGGAACUGGCUGAAUCUGGGCACUUGGACCUGAGUAUAUUUUGCAGUACCUGUUUGAUCCAGAAACCUGUUCGGUCUAAGCAUUGUGCUGUGUGCAACAGGUGCAUUGCCAAGUUUGAUCACCACUGUCCAUGGGUUGGUAACUGUGUAGGAGCAGGGAACCACAGAUAUUUCAUUGGAUACCUGUUCUUCUUAUUAGGCAUGAUCAUUUGGAUGAUUUAUGGCUGUUUUUUAUAUUGGAGCAUCCACUGUGAGUCUAACUAUCCAAAAGAUGGAUUCUGGACAUAUAUCACGGAAAUUGCAAGCUGCUCUCCGUGGGUUUUCUGGAUGUUUCUGAACAGUCUCUUUCACUUCUUGUGGGUUGCUGUGUUACUCAUGUGUCAGAUGUAUCAGAUUGCUUGCCUUGGAAUAACUACAAAUGAAAGGAUGAAUGCAAGACGCUACAAGCACUUUAAAGUUACAACAACCACUAUUGAAAGUCCCUUCAACCAUGGUUGCAUUAGGAAUAUCAUAGACUUCUUUGAAUUUAGAUGUUUUGGCCUCUUUCGCCCUGUGAUGGUGGACUGGACACAUCAGUAUACAAUAGACUAUGACCAGACGUCAGGGAGCGGUUAUCAGCUGGUGUAGUGGAUCCCAUACCCAUAGGCUGGAUCAAUUCACCAUCACCCUUCGAACUGGUGCCUGACACAUUUCCUUUAUUUCCUUCUCUGAAAUCAACAGAACAAUAUGUUGCUGAGGGGAGGUGACAACCUGUGGUUCUUACAUCAUGAUCCGUCACAUCCAAACAUUAAACAGGGACGGUUUUGCUGCCUGUUUCUUCCUGUUGUGAUCAAACUGUGGUAGAAGUGGAUGGCUGAAAGGGACUCCUUAUUCAAAAGAAAUACAGACUGCUUUUCACAGGAGUUUGCUUUUAACAUAACAUUGUGUGCUCUGGUUGCAAUGUCAGAGGAGCAAUCAAGUAUGAAUUCUGGAACCCCAAUUCUGUUCCAUUUGCUCAAGAAGCUGAAUUCAAAAUUUGUCGUACUCAUCAGGAACGUGUAGAAACGCAUCUGUGUGAUUAUGCUGCUUAUUAUGCAUUAAACACUAUUUACAUGGUACUUUCAGUUGCACUGCAGAAUGCCAGAAAUCGAUUAGUCAAGGUUAUGUGCAGAGGUAACAUCUAAAAUCCGUUUGUAUCAGCUGUUCACUUAACAAAAUACUUUCUCUCUUUUAAUCAUGAUUUUAAGGAAUGAGUCACUGUCCAUUUGGCAUUUCUGGACAACUAGAUGUUAAUAAUCAUUGACAAGAAAGUCAUGAGCAUGCAGCACAGUGCUGUCAGUCUCACUCUCGUGGUCUUUAAUUAGUUGAGUUUGCUCAAUUCUAAAGCAGGCUGCUCAGCAAUGAGUGUCAGAAAUGUCUGUUUUGAUGGGGUUUGAGACUGAGGGCAAGAGGAAAAAUUUGCAUCAUCCACCUCUCCGCUCGGAAAGCAUCUUCUGCAGGGUGGUCAUGGAAUCUGCUGUGCCAGCCAUGGAGCGAGAUAGGGUUUUUUUUAUCAGUCUUGCUGCCUGAACAGUUCAGGAUGAUUGGCUCAGACAGAGAAGGCGACUGGAGUGAAAAACCACAUUGUGGAAAAGAACUGCAAUGCAUUUUUAUAGCUUUUUGCAUUUAGUCACAAUUGUCCAUCCACUGCUUUCUGCAUACUCAUGUUUAUACAGACAGUUGAAAGUUUAGUCAAGAAACCUGUGCAAAAUGCAAAUUAAAUUAGCUCCUGGAGCAAGUGUAAAGAUUGGUUGUAUCUGUAUAUAAAUUAUUUAUCAACUAGUUUUAUCGUGUGUAAUUUUGUCAGUGUUAGUUUGGAGCUAUGAACUUAACUUUCAACUCCAUGAGAAAAAAAACGAAGUGUAGGAAUGUAGUUCAUUUGCUUCUGGUAGUGCUGCUGCUGCUGUUCAGAACUAAUCAACCAUUGAAUUCACUGCAUGUCGGAUGCUUUGCAAAAUUAACGAAAAAGAAAUGGCAGCUCCCUCGAUUGUAGGACAUAAAACAUUGCAACAGUUAACAAUUAAGUGUUAUUUCACCAUCUUCCCCUUGGUGGGAAGAUCAGUCAAUUUGUAAAUAGUCAGUGUCCUGUGUUUGCAAAGUCCAAGAAUUUUCAGUAGCUGUUUAUUUUGUAGUGGAGCCCACACCUAGUUUGUAAGCAAUGUACCAGAUAUCAAGACUUGCAGUAUUGUAAUAUUAAUCAACUUGAAUGUUUAUCAGGUUUUUUAAAAAAGCAAGACUACUUUCUCUUUGUCAUUAAUUGGAGCAUAUUGCAGGUUUGUGUGCACAUGGAAUAUAACAUCACAUUGUCUAAGCUCUUUGAGAAACAGGACUGCAACAUGUGGGAGUCCAUCUGACACUCUGACUAGCUGCAAUGAGAAUGAGGACCAAGCAAGGAUUAAAAAUAGUCCAGGAUGAGUUGCUACUGAUUUCAAUUCUGCCAGCUCCAGAGAAGAAUUUCACCCCCUUUUUAAAGUUUAAAACACUGGCAUUUAUCCGAAUUAUUUUUCCUUUGUACUUUGACUUUUGAAUAACCUGUUAUAUUCACCCUCUCUCUAAAUUCUACAGUCCCUACUCAGGCCAGUUUUUUUUUGUGUGUAUUGGAGUUUCGUACUCGCAGUUAGUAAGAGUUUUACAUUUCAGUAAUACUUGGGCGACACUAUAUCCUGCAAAUUGUGAAUGUUGUUUUGUUUUUGUAUGACAUUAUUUAUAACUGUGCCAAGUGUUUUGUUUUGCUAAAAUCCAGACCCUUUAUGUACAAUGUGGAGGACAAAAUAUAUGACUGUAAAAUUAAAGCUGGCUGUUCUUCCAAUGGUGGGAUUGGGUUGUCAAAAUUUUGUAAAUUAUUGAACUAAUAAAUCAACUGCAUCCAGUCAUUCAUUGCUAUCAAA
Molecule: messenger RNA, 4169 nt
Organism: Hemiscyllium ocellatum (epaulette shark)
Lineage: Eukaryota; Metazoa; Chordata; Chondrichthyes; Orectolobiformes; Hemiscylliidae
Gene: zdhhc17
Product: zinc finger DHHC-type palmitoyltransferase 17
Exons: 17
Coding region: 13-1890 (625 amino acids)
Biological process (GO): protein palmitoylation
Cellular component (GO): Golgi membrane
Molecular function (GO): palmitoyltransferase activity; protein binding
Source: RefSeq, a predicted model, not a curated record